Diabrotica balteata is the source of this 721-nucleotide messenger RNA. Lineage: Eukaryota; Metazoa; Arthropoda; Insecta; Coleoptera; Chrysomelidae. The record is from the annotation of a GenBank genome assembly.
UUGAUGUAUGUCUAUUUUUUAUUCCAACUAUAAAGGCAAAAUGCAUUUGAACGCUGAUAUUUCUAGUGCUUUACAACUUUUAGAGGAUAUUAAACAAACUCUGGAUGACUUAGGAGAUCCAAAGCUUCAAAUAAACACGACUCAGGAUCUUAGUUUACUUAUAAGUGUCCUAGAAAAUCCGAUAUUUAGAAGUAUUGUUACAGUUCAAGACUCUAUAAGUGAAUUAAAUCAACAACUUGGACAACAUCCUUCUAUUUUACCAGUAGAUUUUGAUAUUACAGCAGCAGGAGAAUUAGUUUUGAAUGUACCACCAGCAGGGGAAUUAUACGACCCAGAUUACGCCGAGGAUUAUCCUAACAACAGAGAUUUUGAUGAACAAAGAGUGCCUUCCGCACCUAUUUCACCUAGUUCACCCCAAGUGCCACUUUUACAUAAUUCAGACAACCAGCUACUAGCAGUACAUAGUCCAAAACUAAAUAGCAGACUGUGUAAUUCAGAGAUAUUAUCAGGUAUUGUUUUGUAUAGAGUAUUUUUGAUACUCAGUAAGGAGUCAAAAAUUGAAAUCAGUUGGGAUAGGGACCCAUCUGGACUUCUGAUUUAUCUGGAUUUUCGAACCAUAUUUAAACUACUACAUACUAUUGAUAUUUUAUUAACAAAAAUAAUGCUUAAAGUAUUGUGUAAGUUUGAAUUAAUCCAGGAAUUAUUACAAAAUAGAUGUUAG